Messenger RNA from Cervus elaphus (red deer), 2572 nucleotides. RefSeq names its product interleukin 18 receptor accessory protein (gene IL18RAP). The record is from RefSeq and is a predicted model, not a curated record. Lineage: Eukaryota; Metazoa; Chordata; Mammalia; Artiodactyla; Cervidae. Gene Ontology annotation, biological process: interleukin-18-mediated signaling pathway. Gene Ontology annotation, molecular function: interleukin-18 receptor activity. The coding region runs from base 339 to 2189 and encodes 616 amino acids. The transcript is spliced from 11 exons.
UCCUUCUACUGACAGAAGCAGUUAAUUUGAUUUUUCUCUUUAUGAUCAUGAAUUUGACAAUGUCAAUGGUCAUUUUCCUUUAGUAAAAGAUUUUCCUUUUUUUUUUCUCUCCAGUUUUAGCUUAUUAUUUCUAAACAUGUGUGAGUUAAAUGUAUCUCUCUGGGCAGGAUGACAUACUGUAUUCCUCUUUCAAAAUGGAUAUGCUCACAUUUCUUCAUCAGAUAGAAAAGCCGGCAGUCACUGAAAUAAAGCCUUGAAGUUCCUUCCUCUUUUUCAGUGUCUUAAGGACAGGAAGUACAGAAAUGAAGAGGAUCCUCAGGGUGGAGCUCUGAGGGGAAAUGUCCUCUACUCUGACCACAGAACCAAUGUCCUGCAGUGAUGACAGGGACCCAGGGAGAAUGAUGCUUUAUUUGGGCUGGAUAUUUCUUUGGCUUAUCGCAGGAGGGAGCAUCAAAGGACUGAAUAUUCCAGGUUGCUUCACUGAAAAGCCGCUUAGAACAUACUCUGCAAGGUGUGGGGAGGAGUUUGUCUUGUUUUGUGAUUUGCCAGAGCCACAGAAAUCCCAUUUCUACCACGGAAGUCAGCUCUCACCCACCCGAGGUUCUGAACACCUGCCUUGUAGUGGUAAUAAGAACCUCUCUGAUGUCCAGUGGUACCUGCAGCCUCAGAAUGGAGACCCAGCAGUAGAAAUCACUCAGAAUGCUCCUCACGUCAUCCAGGAGAAGAGCACCCUUCAUUUUCUGACCACAGGGAUAAACCAUGCCGGGUUAUACAUGUGUAGACCUAGGAUGAGGAGCCCCCAAGAGAAUGCCUGCUGUGUCUGGAUGAUCUUAGAAGUUAAGCCCCAAACAAAUAUGUCCUGUGAGAGUUCUGUCUCACAUGAGCAACACCUUCUUCUUGGUAGCAUGAGCUCCAUUUACUGCCCAGGUCUCAGCCACCAAAGUGAUGCACAAAGUCCAGAGGUGACCUGGUACCAGAAUGGAAAACUUCUCUCUGAAAAGAGGAGAAACCUAAUUGAACUGGAUGAAGUUUAUGACUAUCACCAGGGCACGUAUGUGUGUGAUUACACUCAGACAGAUAAUUCAAGUUCAUGGACAGUAAGAGCUGUUAUUCAAGUGAAAACCAUUGUGAAGAACACUAAUCUCAAACCAGAUAUUCUGGAUCCCAUCAAGGACACCUUGGAAGUAGAACUUGGAAAGCCUUUAACUCUUAACUGCACGGCACGAUUUGGCUUCGAAAUAAACUUUAAUCCUGUGUUAAAAUGGUACAUCAGAGAUUCUGACCAGGAGUGGGAAAUCAAAACACCCAAGGGAAGAAGUGUUAAAUCCACCUUAAAGGAUGAAGUCAUAGAACGUGUUGUCUUCUUGGAAAAAGUUACUCAGAGUGAUCUUCACAGGAAGUUCAUUUGCUUUGCCCAGAACUCCAUUGGGAACACUACUCAGUCCAUCCAGCUAAAAAAGAAGACAGGAGCGGUGUUCCUGUAUGUCCUCCUGGGCACCGUCUCGGCCCUGGCAGGCCUGCUGACCGCAAGUGCGCUGCUCUACAUGUACUGGAUUGAAAUAGUGCUGCUCUACCGAACCUACCAGAGCAAGGAUGAGACGCUCGGGGACCAAAAGGAGUUUGACGCCUUUGUAUCCUACGCGAAAUGGAGCAGCUUUGAGAGCGAGGCCUCUUCGUCUCUGAGUGAGGAAACCUUAGCCCUGAAUCUUCUCCCUGAUGUUUUGGAAAACAAAUAUGGAUACACCCUGUGCUUGCUAGAAAGGGACAUGACCCCCGGGGGAGUGUACACAGAGGACAUUGUCAGCAUUAUUAAGAAAAGCAGGAGGGGAAUCUUCAUCUUGAGCCCCAACUAUGUCAGUGGACCCAGCAUCUUUGAACUACAAGCAGCGGUGAAUCUGGCUUUGGAGGAUCAAACACUCAAACUGAUUAUAAUUAAGUUCUCUUCCUUCCAAGAGCCAGAGUCCCUACCUCAUCUAGUGAGAAAAGCUCUCAGGGUUUUGCCUACCAUCACCUGGAAAGGCUUAAAAUCAGUUCCUCCCAACUCUAGAUUCUGGACCCAAAUACGCUACCAUAUGCCUGUGAAAAGCUCCAGGGGAGUCACUUGGAACCAUCUGAGAAUUAUCCCAUGGAUUUUUUCUCUGGAAAAGACAGAACCCACUGGGAGGAGCUCCCAGCCUGGAGGAUGGUAAAAUGGAUGCUGAACUGCCUCCCCUUGCCUCCCAUCCUGUCCCUGGUGAGCAGAGACCUUGAUGGAUGGAACACACAGCACACACCAGGCUGAUGUCACCGGGAAGGGUCCUGCCAGCCCUGAGCAAGCUUGGUCGGCACUGGAAUGAAUGGAAGCUGUGGUGCAAGGCUCUGAUUCCCUGGACAGGGCAGAGAGAGGGCGAAUUCUCCAGACUCCUGCACAUAUUCAGCCCACAAAGUCCUGAAGAUUUUCCUAGUGGUCUGAGCAGAAUCGGCAGAUACAGCCACUUGGUUUUGUGGCCAUGGACUGUUGUGUCUGUUAUGUAUCAUACACAUCACUUUUUAUAUCUUUGCAAUCAAAUAAAUAUUACUUUAUUAGAAACAA